CACCUGCCCCGAAACUCUGUCACUCGAAUGACCGGCGCACCGGACGUAAAAUCUCCGAACCGGAUAUUUAUCACCGGGAUGGGUUUCGUCGGACAAGCGUUGGCGAUUGACCUCAAGAAACAGGGAUGGGAUGUCUCUGGUACUUGUACAAGCAUUAACAAGAAGAAGAGACUCGCGGAAGAAAUGGGCUUUGAUAUGUACCUCUUUGAUGCAAAUGAACCAGAUUUGGCCACCAUUGAUGUUAUGAAGUUCCAUACUCACAUGGUUGUUUCAAUUCCUCCGGUUACUGGUUUUGGUGAUCCGAUGCUGCAACAUGAACAACUUUUGAGGAAAGCACUUUUGGGUGGAAAUCUUCAGUGGCUUUGCUAUUUGUCAUCAACUAGUGUGUAUGGAGAUUGUGGAGGUGCAUGGGUGGAUGAGGAUUAUCCCCCUAACCCCACAAGGGAGGUGGGAAAAUUAAGGUUAGCUGCUGAGAAAGGAUGGUUACAGUUGGGGCAGAGUCUGGGCCUCUCGACAAAAGUAUUUCGGCUUGGAGGUAUCUAUGGUCCUGGUAGAAGUGCUGUUGACACCAUAAUCAAGCAGGAAGCCUUAUCAAAAAGUCAGAGAAUGAGGGGAUAUAGGCAGUUCACAUCAAGGAUUCAUGUUGAGGAUAUUUGUCAAGCCAUUGAGGCCAGUAUUCGAAUGUCUUCCUCCAGGGAAAUUUAUAAUAUUGUUGAUGAUGACCCUUCCCCAAGAGAAGCAGUGUUCGAGUAUGCAAGAGACUUGGUUGAUAGAAAAUGGCCAGGUUGGAUCAAACAGUCUUCUGAAAAAAGAGAAUCUACAGAGACUGAUAAACAAGAUGGUUUGUUGGGUGAGAAGAGAGUCUGCAAUGCUCAUAUGAAGAAGGAGCUAGGAGUCAGGCUUCUUCAUCCUAGUUAUAGAUCAGGAUUACAAAAUAUUAUUGACCAAAUGGAUAAACCAUUUUCAACAUUGUGAAUGUUGAUGAUGGUGGAUAUGAAACGUAUCUUUG
This is a messenger RNA of Fragaria vesca subsp. vesca, 1009 nucleotides long. RefSeq names its product protein YeeZ-like. NCBI's taxonomy places the organism in Eukaryota, Viridiplantae, Streptophyta, Magnoliopsida, Rosales, Rosaceae. The transcript has 8 exons. The record is from RefSeq and is a predicted model, not a curated record. The coding region runs from base 28 to 975 and encodes 315 amino acids.